Messenger RNA from Mercenaria mercenaria, 3436 nucleotides. Its product is annotated as glycoprotein 3-alpha-L-fucosyltransferase A-like. The record is from RefSeq and is a predicted model, not a curated record. NCBI's taxonomy places the organism in Eukaryota, Metazoa, Mollusca, Bivalvia, Venerida, Veneridae. The transcript is spliced from 2 exons. Gene Ontology annotation, cellular component: membrane. Bases 1736 to 2836 code for a protein of 366 amino acids. Gene Ontology annotation, molecular function: alpha-(1->3)-fucosyltransferase activity.
AUUGGCAGGAGUUCGGAUGCGUAAUAAUUCUAUCACGAGUGAUUUAAUUUAAAUAUUCGCAUCCUAACGACUGCCCAUAUUUUAUUAACUGAUAAAUUUAUAGGAACAUAUUUAUUAUUUUUAUUCUAACAACACAUUUAAAUUACUCACAUUUGACAGCAAUACAUUUUAGCCCGAUACGUCAUUCGGCGGGUCAUAUGCUGUUAUCAAAAAUCUCCCUACGCGUCGAAAGCCUUGCAUAACGGAAUUGUCUUACAUUCUUUAAAUUUUGAUUUAACUAUAUACUAGUUACUGCUGUGAAUAUGUUAUUUUCAAUUACAUCCGAGGUCUUAUUUGAAGAAAAUCAGAAAUAAAUAUUUUAUUCAAAGUUUAUGCAGUUUCUAAUAGUACACGUCAUUGAUUAUAACACUGCAAUAUACACAUCAGAACAUUGCAGCAUAUAAACUACGUAAACACUGGAGUCUUGAAUAUUGGAACGUGGAUUAUGAGUUAUUUACUAUUAUGGUAGAAUCUAGUUGAAAACAAUGGAGUUAGAUAUAUAUGCGCUGAUGUUGAACUGGAAAAUUAUCGGUACUGUCUAGACCGGUUGAAUCAUUUUCUUAACAAAAAACUUCAUCUCAUAGAAAUUGUCGGAAAAUUCGAUGUGCUGUUCAUAACUACCAUUUAGCAGUGAAAAAGUUGAGUGUAUUGUCGGCAUAUAACGUAAGCAGAGUCGAAUCACAGUCAUGUUACAAUCGUAGGUUGCAAUGGAACAGCUAUAUUUUAUCGUAGAUUAAUUUAACUAAAUAUUUAUAUAUAGCUAUUGCUGAGGAUCGUGUUAAAAUUUUGUGUUAUGUUUCCCAGUGAUUAUGAGUGUCGGUAAACAUGUUCAAUGGCUAUAUUCAAGGAAAUAUUGCUUGCAUAUUGAACAUUUAUUUCAAGAAGUUUGUAAAACAUUGUUUUCCAUAUAUGUUUCAGUAAAUGCAUAAUAAAGCAAAGCUUUGUCAACGUUAUCAAAACGCCGCUGAUAUUUUCAAUGUCUUGGUUACUUGAAAUCAGUAUAACUACAUGGAGAAGUCAGAGUGAUUUGUGCAAAACGUAAUAAAAUGUCUCAUACAUUAUAAAGAUAACAAACUAAACUCUUUUGUGUAUGAAUACUUUUAUUUUACUUGUUCUGUGCGUGACUGGUUUAUUACAGAAAUAGGUGAGUGAAGGAGCAUUUUGUGUGUUUGAGUAAGAAAAGCGAAACUUAUAGCUCUGGAAAGAGAGGAAUUGAUUAGGAAAGUCAAGCAACAUUUGUAAGAAAAAGAAAAGUAAAAGCAGAAACAAUAAUAUAAGAAUGAGCAUAAAUCUAGUCGGAAAUAACGCCAGUGAUACCGUUAAGUGAGCCACAGCAAAGUACACGUGUCAAUAGUGUUUCAAAAACAAAUGAGUCAAUACAUGCAAUUGCAAGAAAAAAUAUUGCUUCAAGCACAAGUUAGUCAAUGCCAACUUUGAAGAUGCCUUUAUAUCAACAAAAAUAAAACAAGGAAGUGAAAUGUCCCCAAUGGCAUCGGCUUAUUCGUACAAAACAUUGAAACACAAGAGGACACUUGAGAAGAAAUAAACAACACCAACACGCAUAGAAACAAUUGCAAUGUUAAGAUGCCGAAAGGAAAGAGAAAAACCAAAAAGUAUGGAAAUAGAAUGUGUAUUUAUCAAAAGGCAUAAUGUAACUAUACAACGCAGUUGACUGAAUGAUUUUUUAAUUUUGAACAUGAAAAAGAUAUAUUCAAGCAUAUUUUGGUUGUUAGUGUUAAUUCUGGGGCUUGCAAUUGGAAAUUACAUUGGUUUAUAUAAAAAGGAGAGGUCCAGAAGUUCAUAUAGAAAUGAAAGCAGUAUAGCUCAGAAAGAACAAGGCUUGGAAUAUUUCAGAAUCACAUGGUAUAACUUUCCAAAACCUCAUGCCGUGCACAUGGGAUUUGAAGGACGCGACUACAACAAUUGCAAAAUGUCGAUUAAUAACUCCGAUGCAGGAUACAGUGAUGCAAUCAUUUUUAGAGGUUUUCAUUUUCCAUAUAAAUUGCGUUUUACUCGACCAAAUGGCCAAAUUUGGAUAUUUUAUGAGCGCGAACCGCCCUACCGAUAUAGAAAAGAAAAAUACAGUUGGCUUCCAAGUCACUCAAUUAAUUGGACAAUGACAUAUGACGAAAGUGUUUCUGACAUACUUUUACCAUACGGGGAAAUAAGACAAAAAUCAAGUAAGGCAAACAAGAUUGAGGAUGUAUCAAUGCGGAGUAAAAACAGAACGGCACUUUUGAUAAUGUCUCACUGCAAUACUCCCGCAAAUAGGCUUAGAUAUAUAAAUGAAUUAAAGAAGUUUAUAGACGUUGACGUUUUAGGUGCAUGUGGUACUAAAUGGAAUUGUGGAACCCGCUUUGUACACGACGAUUGUUUUGAAAUAUUAAACCAUUACAAAUUUUUCUUAGCGUUCGAAAACUCGUUUCGUAAUAAUUAUUUCACAGAAAAAAUUUAUGAAAAUUUUGAUUACGAUGUAGUCUUAGUAACACGAGGAGGGAAAAAGGGACAGAUAAAACAAAAACUCCCAGAGGGAACAUUUGUAUCAACAGAUGACUUUAAAAAUGCUAAAGAGUUGGGUUUGUAUUUAAGGUCUAUUAAAGAUAAAACAUAUUUAGAUAUUUUAAGAAGGAAACAACAGUUCACAUCACAUAGAAGUUAUGAAUUAGUGUUUCAUAAAGCUAUGUGUGAAAUAUGCAGAAGAAUGAAUACUGCACAUAUGUUCACCAAAACAAUCACAGAUAUUGAUACAUGGGCAUUUUCCUCAAAUCCGUGUAUAUCACCAGACGACUUUGAAUGAAAGUGUUUUCGGCACGGUGAAUAUUAGCAAUUUUUAUUCUUCUUUUUGUCGUUAGCUGCUAUUGUAUAGUACCUCGUUUGAUCAUAUGUUUGUCUAUAUGUUUUUGUAUACCUGAUGUAUUUGUAAUUUCGUUACAUUCACAGAUAGCUUAUUAUUAAAAAAGUGCCAUCUGACCAAGUAAAAAUUAGUUCAACAAGAAAAUGAUGGCUAUAUGAAUUGAAUAAUUAUAUACACUUUUAACACCUAGACUUAACAGGAUUCCAAAGCCAGAUAAGUUUUAAAAUGUAUAAUAUUCAUGCGCUGAAUACAACUUCCCAUAUCCUCUAAAAACACUUUUGAUGCUUUAAAGACACAGAAUCAAGGUGUGUUACGAACUUUUUUUCAACAUUAUAUUUUGAAAUUGCGUGUGUUUCAUAGAUGAUGUAUAUGUGUACGUUUCUUCAAAAGGUAUAACCAAUGUUAUUUUAGUUUUUAUGUAGGUAGCUAUUUAAUUGAAACGAUGUACCUUAGAUUAUAAAGAAGUGUCUCGUAGAUUAAAGGAUAGACUGGUGGAAAGUUUGACAAAUAGAUUUGAACAGUUUUAGCUACACCUCUUUCUUA